AUGGAAACUGGUGACUACGCCAGCCUGUCCGGCGACAUUGACGUCGACGGUUCCAGUACUGUAUUCCCCAUCACCGAGGCCGUGGCCGAAGAGUUCGGCAAGCUGACGAACGGCCAGGUCCGCGUCACCGUCGGCGUAUCCGGCACCGGAGGCGGAUUCAAGAAGUUCUGCAACGGCGAGAUCGUGGUCUCUGACGCUUCCCGGCCAAUCAAGGCCAGCGAAGUACAGCUCUGCUCGGACGCUGGCGUUGAGUACAUUGAGAUUCCCGUGGCUAUUGACGGUGUCACCGUUAUCGCCAACAAGGACAACACCUGGGCCCAGUGCAUAACCAUCAAGGAACUGGACCGGAUGUGGGGCCCCGAUGCCGAGGACACGGUCAUGAAGUGGAGCCAGGUCCGCGACGGCUGGCCCGAUGACGAAAUGGAAAUGUACGCCCCCGGUGUGGACUCCGGAACCUUCGAUUACUUCACCGACACCGUCAGCGGCGAAUCCGGCGCUUCCCGGGGCGACUUCACCGCCAGCGAAGACGACAACCUGAUUAUCCAGGGUGUGUCUGGCGGCAAAAACGGGGUCGGCUACCUAGGCUAUGCCUACUACUCCGAGAACGCUGACAAGCUGAAGGCCGUUGAGGUCGACGGCGGCAGCGGUUGCGUACCUCCCACCGACGCCAACAUCAACCAGGGUACCUACUCCCCCCUGUCCCGCCCGCUGUUCAUCUACGUCCGUAAGGACGCGGCGAGCACCCCGCACAUCGCCGAGUUCAUUCGCUACUUCCUGAGCAACGAAGGUCAGGCACUGGUGGCCGAGGUGGGAUACAUCCCUUUCCCGCAGCCCGUCUAUGACCUGAUACUGGCCAGGUUCGAGAAUGGCGCCACCGGCACAGUCUUCGGCGGUGAAAACCCGAUGGGAGGAGCCGUGGAGGAAGUCUUGGCCAACUCACAGUAA
Messenger RNA from Geodia barretti, 945 nucleotides. The record is from the annotation of a GenBank genome assembly. Lineage: Eukaryota; Metazoa; Porifera; Demospongiae; Tetractinellida; Geodiidae.